This is a messenger RNA of Triticum aestivum (bread wheat), 986 nucleotides long. RefSeq lists its product as uncharacterized. The transcript is spliced from 2 exons. Lineage: Eukaryota; Viridiplantae; Streptophyta; Magnoliopsida; Poales; Poaceae. The record is from RefSeq and is a predicted model, not a curated record. The coding region runs from base 353 to 769 and encodes 138 amino acids.
UCCAUUCGGCCACACAUACAGGCCACUCACAACCCAAUAGCAAGGGCUGAGUGAGCGGCGACUCCGGUGAUUCCCGACGGGCAUUGCAGGGGGAGAGCGGCGAUUCCCGGCGUGCACAGCCGGAGAGAGGGGCGAUUCAGGUGGUUCUGGCAGACAACGGAGGCGGAGGCCCAGUGACGAGCUUCCUGAGACAGCGCCAUGGACGCAUCCGCGAGUGGGCGACACGAUGGUCUCCUCCCCGACGGCGUCCUCUCGUCGGCGAAGAGGGACUCGCCCUCCACGGGAUCUCGCCGCAGUGUGAGGAGUCGCUGGUGGAGGUCCUGCUCGCGGAGGGGAGCGACGACGAGUCCCCAUGAAUUUGCAGAGGGAGGGGGCGAUGCCGUCUUCAGAUGAGGCGGGGCGCGCUUAUGGCGCCGCGCACGAGCUGGAGGCCCUCCUUAAUUUGCGCAUGCUCGCUUGCUCUUCCACGCCGACGAGGAGGAGGCCCUCUUCCUCUUCCGAGAUGACGACGAUGAGGCGCAAGGCCGAGGCGACUGUGGCACCACUGGUCGGUGACGACGGGGCCGUGCUCCGCCUGCUCCGUGCUCACGCAGACAAUAGACGCCAUGGAGCUGAAUUCAAGAUAUGUAAUGGCGGUUUCAACCCCACAGUUACCUGCCCCGACGAGGAGCGCCGUCCCUAUGAGGCUGUCGCCUGGUUAAAGUGUGACGGCCUCGACCGCCUCGCGAUGGCCCCCCUGCGUUGGAUUCUGAUUUCCUUGUCAGUGUGACGAUGCUUGCGAUUUGCAAGGGCAUCGGAGCUCUGCGGGUUCCUCGACAAAAGCAAAUCAGGUGACCGUUGUUUCUUUGUUCUGGGAAAAUGUAGCUCAAUUCACAUAUGUGGGAUGAUCGGUUCAGUUAGUUGUACAGUCUAUUGUUUGAUGAGCUCGAUGCACUUUGUGUUGUAAGGAUUUUAUUUGAGAUAGUGCAGUCAUAUUAGCUUCUGCA